Penicillium crustosum is the source of this 351-nucleotide messenger RNA. RefSeq lists its product as uncharacterized. The transcript is spliced from 2 exons. The coding region runs from base 1 to 351 and encodes 116 amino acids. The record is from RefSeq and is a predicted model, not a curated record. Lineage: Eukaryota; Fungi; Ascomycota; Eurotiomycetes; Eurotiales; Aspergillaceae.
AUGGGGUGCAACCUUCCUCUCAAUUGGAGACGCCCGGAUCCUCCGCAUCCCCAGCAAUGCCUUCGUCAUCAAAGGCCCAAGUCAAUGACGACUUUAAUAUUCCUUGACUUCGAGAUGUUGCGCGCAUGGCAUGAGGCGAAUGUCGCUGAUGACCAUUUAAAAGCUCAGUUUCGUCAAGCAUGCGAUAUCGCACUGGCGAAUGGUUUCGAUCUUCAGCUAAUCUACGAGGACCAAGAUCCGUCAUUCUUUAUCGAUCAAGGGAUCAUGGUGGGUAUUGCCCGUCAAUUCGUAAGAGAUGUGGUGAAAUGGGUCAGAAGUAUGAGGAAUAUUUCGCCGAUUGAGUGUAUAUAG